UAUAAACCCUAAAAACCCUUAAAUCUUCCUCUCGAUAACUCCGCCAACGGACAUGGAAUCGGCAACAGAUAUGGGAUCAGAGCUCAUCCUCCAUAGUUCGUCGUCGGCGAUGGUUGCAGCCGCCGAUUCAUCUCAAAUCCAACUGGCUUUUCCUCGGAAAUCUUCAUCAUCCAAGGAUCGUCACACCAAGAUUAAUGGGCGAGGCCGUCGAGUCCGGAUGCCAGCACUCUGUGCUGCGCGUAUCUUUCAACUGACUAGGGAACUAGGCCACCGAUCGGAUGGUGAGACUAUUGAGUGGUUGCUCCGCCAAGCGGAACCCUCGAUUAUAGCAGCCACUGGCACCGGCACUAUUCCGGCUUCUCCUAUCUCCACUAGUGUAGGGCAGAUCCCUGCUUCUUCUCCUUCACCGUCUGCUUGUUCGGCCCCUUCUUCUUCCUCAUCUCCUUGUAAGCUUGUGCCGGUCUCGGUGGCUCCCGAUAAUCGAGUUCCAACGAGUUUCUUGAGGUUUGAACAGUCUCAACCGAUCUGCCGGCUCGAUUUGUGUCAGCCCGUUGGAUUGGAGUUCCCCAAUAAUGGGUUUCGACAUAUGCCUUUCACGGCAAUGUUGUUUCAGCCAUCCACCGAAGAGGAGGGAGAGGGAGAUGGAGACGGAGAAGAGCAUCAACAAGAACCGCCACAGCCAAUGCCUCAGGCUCAGGUAAGUUGAGGAGUAACAUUUCUAUUUAUAAAUAGAUACUUUUCCAUUUAUUAGGUUGAAGUGUUUUUGGUAUUUUUAAAGUCUCUCCUUGGAAUUCCUCUAAUGGUGUUGAUGGAUUAAAUGGAUGAAGAGGAAAGAAGAGGAUCGUUAGGCAGGUUAGGUUUCUUAAGGAUUUGGAUUACCAUUAAGGAUGUUAAAUAGUAAAGAUACCAUAGUAGUUACAUGACAUUACACAAUG
Telopea speciosissima is the source of this 935-nucleotide messenger RNA. RefSeq names its product transcription factor TCP11. NCBI's taxonomy places the organism in Eukaryota, Viridiplantae, Streptophyta, Magnoliopsida, Proteales, Proteaceae. Gene Ontology annotation, molecular function: sequence-specific DNA binding; DNA-binding transcription factor activity. The transcript has a single exon. The record is from RefSeq and is a predicted model, not a curated record. The coding region runs from base 53 to 706 and encodes 217 amino acids. Gene Ontology annotation, cellular component: nucleus.